GUUGAAAAUGGCCUUACUCGCGGUAGUUGUGUUAAAACCGCCUUGCGGACUAUGAAGGGAAUUGUAACCGUUAAGCUUGUACUAAUGCAGUUUAUAAAUGAUUGAUGUGAGGUUGUCAAGAUGGGAUACCGUCAGUUGGUUGAGACUAGUCUCUACCUAUGGGUGUGGUGUUUAUGUCUUCCACUUUCCUUUAAUGCACAGUCUACUUAUAUGUCGCCUUUAAAUACAGAGAAUUUUAAAUUCUCUUACAAUGUGUAUAAUGUAUCUAUACGAGAAAACUCCUACGGGAAAACCUAUGUUACCUCAUAUGAAAAAAUGGGCAUUCCUAUCUAUAACUCAAUAAUAGAAAAUUUAGAACUGAAAUAUACCCUUGAGGGUGAUGGCCAUAAAAUAUUUAAAGCAGAAGAACAUUUUGUUGGGGAUUUUUGUUUUCUGCGAGUGCGGACUUCAACGCGCAUGACAACUAAUAUAAAUCGGGAAGCUCGAUCGCAGUAUCAUCUGCGUGUGUCGGCGACAGCUACAUAUGCAGACAGUAACAAAGUGCCCGUACAAUUAAAAACGUCAGCUGAUCUCAUAGUGGAUGUAUUGGAUGAAAAUGACUUAAGUCCACUUUUCGAUCGUAAUUUCUACAGUGUUGAUGUGCCCGAAAACACUCCAUUGCAUAGUAGCAUUGCUCAAGUUUCAGCCUCAGAUGCUGAUACAGGUAUCAAUGGGGAAGUUUAUUUUCGUUUUGCCAAAAGGACAAGUAAAUUUGCUAUUCAUCCAACUAGUGGCAUUGUUACUUUAACUCAUCAUCUCCAAUACAGCUACCAAACCGUUUAUAUCUUAGAAAUUUAUGCUAGUGAUCGUGGACCAUUAUUUCGUAAAAGUCCAAAACCAAGCGUCCAUACACGUUUGGAAAUCACAGUGAUGCCUGUCAAUUAUCAUGCACCAAGCAUCAAAGUGCAAAAUCAUCCAUCAAUUAUUGAACAUGGAAAUUUAGGCAGUGUUUACGCCAUUCUCAUGAUUAUGGACCCCGAUGAUAGUGCCAAUGGUCAUAUUGCCUCCGUUGAUAUUGUUGACGGAAAUCCAGAUAAUAUGUUCAAGAUUGUACGUGGUGCCGAGCUGAACUUGUAUAAUAUUGUUGUCAUGGGUGGUCUUGAUAGAGAAACAUCACCGUAUGGAUACAAUCUGACAAUCGAUGCUAUCGAUCAUGGAACACCUCCUAAAACAACACAAACUAUCGUGCCAGUACGCAUUCAGGACACUAAUGAUAAUGAACCUAGAUUUAAACAUGAAUUAUAUGAAACAUCUAUAUCCGAAAUUGUACCUCUAAAUACCCCAGUUAUUAUCGUUGAUGCUGUUGACAGUGAUUGGGGUAAAAACUCAGAAGUGGUAUAUACAAUAGCUGGUGGAAACCAAGAUAACCUUUUCAAAAUCAGUGAACAAUCCGGGUUAAUCAGCACCAAUUCUUUCUUAGAUGCAGACAAAAUUGAUGGAGUAGUACUAAUCAUUCAUGCAGAAGAUCAGGCCAAUCCGGGUGCCAGAAAAUUUAGUGAAGCCAAAGUGAAAAUCAAUUUUCUUGACUACAAUGACAAUUGGCCAGUUUUUGACAAGAGUAAAUAUGAAGGUAAAAUUGAAGAAGAUCAACCAGAGGGAACACCGGUAUUGACGAUUGUUGCUCAUGACAAAGAUUCAGGUGAUAAUGGAACAAUCAUCUAUUACAUUCCCAACUCUCAUUUACUUCCAUUUGAAAUUGAUCAAUUUUCUGGCAAAAUCAAAACUAACGCAAUACUUGAUUAUGAAACCAUGGCUAAUGAAUUCAAAAUUACUGUCCGUGCCUCUGAUAUGGGUGUUCCCUUUCGACGGGAAGUGGAAACAAUUGUUUCUAUUAAGUUACAGAAUAUUAAUGACAACAGUCCAGAAUUUGAGGCCGUAAAUUGUACAGGCUUCAUGCUUCAGGAAACGGCUAAAGAUACUCAGAUUACAGUAUUAACGGCAAUAGAUAUGGAUGCCGUUGAUGUAAUUAGUUAUCGCAUUAUCGAUGGUAACGGGUUAAAUUGUUUUGGAAUUGAACCAUCAACAGGUGCUAUUUUCUUAAAAUGUGAUGUCUCUCAUUAUCCUGAUGUCGAUAGUUUUAGUUUAAUGGUGGCUGCGACAGAUGAUAAACAUUUCUCAAAACCCACUACUAUUAAUAUGACUGUAAUGAAAAGCAAGCAAGAUUUACCACAGGAUAUUAGUAUAACUUGUACAGAAACAGAUGUGAAAAAACGACUAGAAAAAAAUUAUCAAUUACAAACAUCCUCUAGAAAUCAGCAUGUGAAUGAUGUAUCCCCCACCCCAGAAACACUCCUGGCCAAUGACCAUACUCCAGAAUUUAAAGCAAACAUUCCUACAUAUAUUGAAGUACAGGAGGAUUUAGAAGUAGGUUCAACAAUAACAAUGCUACAAGCAGAUGACCCUGAUUCUGGUUAUAAUGGCAAAUUGGUUUAUGGUAUUGCGAAGGGUAAUAAAAUGGGAGCUUUUAAGAUGGACACUUUUAGUGGAGCUUUGAAAUUAAUGUCUUCCUUAGAUCGCGAAACUACUGCCAGCUAUCAGUUAGAUAUAAGUGUUUUCGAUCUUGGCUUUCCUAGUAAAAACAUGACAACGACCCUUCGUAUUGGUGUCAGUGACGUCAAUGACAAUAAGCCAAUUUUUGAUAAAGAAUCGUAUGAGGUCGAUAUUUCUGAAGAUCAGCUUAUAAAUACAACAGUUAUUUCUAUCAUGGCUAAGGAUGCUGAUUUGGGUCCCAAUUCUCGAAUUCAUUACUCAAUUUUAACUGACACGCAGAAGUUUAACAUUGACCCAACUGGUGGUAUAAUUCGAGUCAACCAACCCCUAGAUAGAGAAAAACAAAGUGUUCAUAAGUUGAUGGUACAGGCAGAAGAUUCUGGAACAUCUGUUAAGUUGGCUUCUCAGAUACAAGUUGUCAUCAAUUUAGAUGAUGUCAAUGACAACACACCUAAUUUUGUUCCCUCCAAUUACAUGGUCAAAGUUCGUGAAGAUUUACCUAUUGGAGCCCUUGUCACUAUUUUAACUGCUGAAGAUUUAGAUAGUGGUAAAAAUGGACGCAUAACUUACACUAUCCAACAUGGGGCAGACGGUAAAUUUGAAAUUGAUGCAGAAACAGGUGUGGUUCGCAUUGCUGGUACUUUAGACUAUGAAGAUAAGCAGCUUUAUAAUGUAAGUGCUCGGGCUGAAGAUGGUGGAAAUCCCCCAUUAGCGACUGGCUGUCUAAUAAACAUAGAAAUAGUGGAUGUGAAUGAGAACUAUAUUCCCCCAAAUUUUGAUAAUUAUGUAGUGGUAGGUCAAGUUAGAGAAAAUGAGAAGAUUGGAACCUAUGUUAUGACUGUUGUAGCAAAAGAUGAUGAUGGUAUUCCUGGUAAAGACCCUAUCAUAUACUCUAUACGAGAUGGUUCAGGAUUAGGACGAUUUACCAUUGAUGAUAACGGUGACAUUAGAACUACCCAGGUUUUAGACAGAGAAACUACAUCACACUACUGGUUAGCUGUAUACGCCCAGGAUCGUAGUCUGGUACCACAGUCAUCUAGAUUAGAGGUUCUCAUCAACGUGGUAGAUGUCAACGACAAUGUUCCGAUGAGCGUUGAACCAGGAUAUUACACAUCUGUAGCGGAAGGUGAAACAGACAGGAAUAUUGUUAAAAUUCUAGCGAUAGAUUACGACUACAAUCCUAAUGAACGUCUGUAUUUCAAAAUCACUGGAGGAAAUCCACAGAAUUUUUUCCAGAUACAUGAAACUGAUGGAACAAUUUCAACAACCAGUAGAAAACUUGAUCGGGAAGCACAAGAAGAGCAUGCAUUAGAGGUGACCAUAUCUGAUAAUGGCCGACCAGUAUUACAGUCAACUACAAGAGUAAUUGUUAAAGUAACAGACAUCAAUGAUAAUAAACCAAGAUUUCUGCAACAUGUCCAGAAAGCCUACAUCCGUGUACUGGAAUCAACAUCCAGUAGUGCCAAACCAAUUUAUCGUGUUUUGGCGAAAGAUAAAGAUGAUGGUCCAAACUCCUUUAUUACAUACACAUUGAGCAAACAGAAGAAUUUACCAUUUAGUGUUGACAGUAGUACAGGCAAUAUCUAUGCCAUCAGUGGUCUGAUCACUGGUCGUACAUAUGACCUUAAUGUUAAAGCUACAGAUCAUGGUUCACCACCACGUAAAUCACAAACCCGAGUUUAUAUAUCUGUUAUAUCUAGACCUACUAUAUCACAAUCACCACCACAGUUUCAACAAAAUACAUAUCAAGCUUUUGUUACAGAGAAUGAUAUAGUUGGUCAUUUAGUUACAGAUGUUACAGCUACUGAUGAUAAUGAUAAACUAUGGUACUCUAUUGAAGGUGGAAAUGAGAACCAUACCUUCACCAUCUUACCUAGUACAGGUACCAUAUUAUUGGCUAGAACCGUCAACUGGGAGAAGAAAUCAUCAUACAAUCUGACAGUUUGUGCUACAGAUGGUAUUCACACUAAUUGUACCUCGGUGUAUGUGAAAGUUAUUGACGUCAACGAUAAUGAACCAGUCUUCUCUCAAAAUACGUAUUUAGCAGAAAUCUCAGAGAGUGCCAAGGUUGGCCAAUCAGUCUUGAAAUUGUCAGCUACUGAUGCAGAUGAAGACAACCGUGUGUUCUUUACAAUAACUUCAGCAGCUAAUCUGAUUAGUCAGAAGUUAUUUGAAAUAGAUGAGACAAGAGGUGUUAUAAAAGUAGCUGAUAGUCUAGAUAGAGAAGCACUGUCUCGACAUAUUUUAACUGUUAUGGUGAAUGAUCUUGGUACUCCAACAAAACGUAGCUAUGCUAGAGUCAAGAUAACAGUACUGGAUCACAAUGAUCAUAAUCCUGAAUUCCUGUCAUCAGUAUUCUCUGGAAGAGUUUAUGAGACGUCUGCUGUAGGCACGUCUGUCGUUGAGUUGAUAGCAACAGAUAAAGACAAGGGAGAUAAUGCUGAAAUAACUUAUACUAUUAUAGCAGGUAAUGCUGGAGGAACUUUUAGUUUGGACGGUAAACUUGGUCUGGUUUCAGUUGCUAAGGAACUGAAUAGACAUAAUCAGGAAGGAUAUCAGUUAACUGUUUCUGCUACUGAUCAUGGCAUUCCACCACGCUCCAGUACAGCUACUGUCAAUAUUCAUGUAACAAUUUCAAACAAUUCCCCACCUAAAUUUUCCAAAAAAGAAUAUAUGGCUGAAUUGGAAGAGAACCAACCAAUAGGAUCCAUUGUCUUAGCUCUUCAAGCCGUUAGCCAAUCAUCUAUAGUGUACCAUAUAAUUCCAAGUCAAGCAGACGCAUUCUUCACCAUUAAUCCAAAUUCUGGUGUUAUCUCUUCAAGAAGAGAAAUUGACUAUGAAAAGAAUCAAUUCUUUAAUUUUACUGUGACCGCUACAAAUAUGGUAGAGGCUAAAUCAGAAGUCAGUAUUGUCAUCCACAUUUUGGAUAUAAAUGACAAUCACCCAGUCUUCCUGAAGAGUGUAUAUAUUGGAGAAAUCCGGGAAUCGGCUCCUAUUAACAGCCUAGUCACAGAUAAAGCCAAAUCUCCACUGGUUGUUCAAGCUAAAGAUGAUGAUUAUGAUGCUAAUGCUCUUCUGCGAUAUGAAAUUAGUGAUAAUGAAGCUAAAAAUUACUUCACUAUUGACCUAAAUACUGGAACUCUUCGUACAAUCACAGGUUUAGAUCAUGAAACUAUCAGUUUGUUUAAUUUCACCAUCCAUGUUUAUGAUGGCGGCAAACCAUCCCUCCAGGCUAACACACCAGCAACAGUUAUUAUUAAUGUUCUGGAUGUAAAUGAUUCUCCUCCACGAUUUCCAACUCAUACCCACAUGGCUAAAGUUUUGUUACCGACAUAUAAAGAUAUCACUGUGAUAGAACUGAAAGCCUCAGACCCAGACGGACAAGAGAAUGAUAUACUAACCUAUAGCAUUGUGGGAGGUAAUGAUAGAAAUAAGUUUGCCAUUAAUCCACAAACGGGCGUGAUCAUAAUUCAAGAUGAAACCAACAUGAAUCCAAACUACAACUUAAGAGUAAUGGUCAGUGAUGGCAAGUUUCAAACCACCGCCAAUAUUUUUGUGACGGUGGAGAACUCAGUUGAUAGUGGACUCAAAUUUACUCAAGACAGAUACACAGUUCAUCACGGAGAAAAUUUGAAGAAAAUAGAAUCUCUGAUUAUUGUUCAACCAGUCGGCCAUUCUAUAAACGAACAUUUCACAUUCCAUCUACUCAAUAAUCAAGAUAAGUUUACUGUCGGACUAACGUCUGGUGUGGUUUAUACAAAAGGUGUGGCGUUUGAUCGUGAAUUAAAAGAUAAUUAUACAGUGGUAGUAGCAGUAGAAGAUUCACAGACACCACCACGUUAUGCUCAUGUAGUAGUUAAUGUAUUAAUUAAUGAUGAGAAUGAUAAUACACCAAUGUUUUUAAAUCAGCCAUAUUAUUCGGCUGUUUCUGUUGAAUCUAAAGAAGGAGAUGUCAUUAAAAAGGUAAUGGCUAUAGAUAAAGAUAUAGGAGAGAAUGGUAGAAUAACCUAUAGAUUAAUUAGAAGUAAAACAGAUAAAUUCGCUAUAAAUCAAUAUACAGGUGAAAUAGUUGUACAAAAAUUAACUAUUGAUGAUGAAAACAGUGUGGUUAUGUUAACAGUUGAAGCUCGGGAUAAUGGAAAUCCAUCUCGUCAGGCUGAAGCUGUAGUACCUAUAAAUAUAGUUAGUAGUUAUAGUCCUAUGUUUGAUAAACAGUUCUAUAAUAUAAGUGUAUCAGAGAAUAUAGGUUUAUAUACACCAGUUACUAGUAUACAUGCUGUUAAUCCUACCAGUAAAAAACUUAUAUACUCUAUCAAUAAUGGUAAUGAUCAAGGAGCUUUUGCUGUCGAUUUCAAUACAGGUUUGAUAUCAGUAAUGGGUGAAUUAGAUUAUGAAACAAAGAAAGAAGAUAAUCUUACAUUGAGAGCUACUGAUGUUUAUACUGGAAAUUAUGCUGAAACUAGAGUUCUGUUAUAUCUGAAGGAUGUUAAUGAUAAUGCUCCAGUGUUUAAAUCAAUGAUUUACACAGACGCUGUUUCAGAAGCUCUAAUGGUUGGAUCCUCCAUUUUAACCGUCUCGGCAGACGAUGCAGAUUCUGGCAUGAACAAAAUAAUAAGUUACAGUCUGGCACCAAAUGAGAUGCACAGCCACGAUGUUGAUCAUUUUCAUAUCAACUAUGGAACUGGUGACAUAUUCCUUCAUAAAAAAUUAGAUUCAGAAAUACAGAAAGAUUUCCGUUUUUUAGCUGUUGCUACAGAUGCAGGCAUGCCAGCGUUAAGCUCAACUGCACUAGUUCACAUUAUGGUUUUAGAUACUAACGACAAUGCUCCUAAAUUUACUCAGAUAUCCUAUGAUUGUAAAAUAACUGAUCAAGCUCAACGUGGACAGCUAGUUACACGAUUAUUAGCCAUAGAUGACGACACAACAGACGCCAACAACUUAGUUUAUUCUAUUGUCGGUGGCAACGAGAAGCAGACAUUCUCUAUUCAUUCAUCAUCUGGAUUGGUCAGUGUUUCGGAACAGAGGAAACCCAUAUUUCAACCAAUUCAUACUCUUAAUGUAUCUGUAACCGACACAGUUUAUACUUCAUACACAAGACUCACUAUAACAGUAGUAAACACCAACAAGAUCACUCCUCAUUUCUCUCAACUUGAUUAUAAUGUUGAAUUCUCUGAGAAUCAAGCUGUAGGUAGUCUUGUGGGUGUGGUGUCAGCUGAUGACGAAGAUCGAGGAGAUUAUGGAUUGUUGACAUACACUAUUGUCAGUGAUGUCAUGAAAGAAAUAUUUCAAAUAGAUGCUGACACAGGUGAAGUAUUUAGUAAAUCUAUAUUAGAUAGAGAAGACAGAAGUAAAUAUGAUGUAUCUAUAGCAGCAACUGAUAAUGGUGGAAAGAUGAACUAUACAACUUUACAUAUCACUGUUACAGAUGAAAAUGAUAAUCUACCAUUAUUUAUUAUCAAAGAAUAUAUGGCAAAUGUUUAUUCUGAUGCCCCUAUUGAUACUGAGAUAUUAAAGAUACAAGCUGUAGAUUUAGAUGAAGGAUCUAAUGGUAAUAUUAUAUAUAGUAUAUAUCAAGAAGAUGAUCCUGAUAUAAGUAAUAUAUUUACUAUAAAUAGUCAUACUGGUAGUCUUACAGUUAAAUCUACUCUUAUAGAAAAAGAAAAUGCUGUUUAUCAGUUCUUUAUAAGAGCUAAAGAUGAAGGUGGUUUACCGUUAAAAAAUCACGUACCUGUCGAAAUCCUUAUCUUGGGACACGAAGAAACACCCCCAAGUUUUGAUCAACCAAACUAUGCCUUCUUUAUUGGUGAAAAUGCAAAAGUGGGGAAUACUAUUGCAACAUUGAAAGCAGAGGGUGUGGGUUUAAUUUACAGUAUUGUAGCUGGAAACACUAAAGCUACUAAUGUUCCACCAAAAUUUAGCAUUAAUGAAUCCGGACAAAUAAACAUCAUAGAAGAAUUAGAUCGAGAAACUGUCGAUACCUUCACACUCACAGUCCGUGCAGAAACACAGACCUCUCCAGCAUUGGUUGGAAACACAGAAGUUGUUAUUAAAUUAAGGGAUGUAAAUGAUAAUGUACCAAUCAUCCAAUCAAAUCCAUACUUUAUAACUGUAGUAGAAAAUACAGUACCUGGUACACGUCUGCUUCAAGUCAAAGCAGACGACAAAGAUGAAGAAAGUUAUUUGGAAUAUAGGUUUGGUCCUGCUACUGCUGAAAUAACUAAUGUUUUCAGUAUAGAUGCCGAAUCGGGCUGGAUAACGUCACUAACAUUACUAGACCGAGAAGAACAGGAUGAAUAUAAUAUCACGAUUAUUGUCAUAGAUAAGGUUGGAGAGAUAACUCAUACUGCUACUUCCUUUGUAAUUAUAACAGUUACAGAUUUUAAUGACAACCCUCCCAAAUUUGAACGUUCACAAUAUAAAUCAUCAGUGAAUGAAGAUGCUGAAGCAGAUAUCAUAUUUUUGUCUGUAAAAGCCACAGAUAUUGAUUUUGGACAAAAUUCAGAAAUAACAUACUACAUCGUGAAUGGAGAUAAACUUGGUCAAUUUGAUGUCAAUAGAAAUGGAGAUGUGUUUGUGACUAAGAGAUCAUUAGAUCGUGAAAGUAAACAUCAUUAUGGUUUAACUAUUGCUGCUACUGAUGGAGCAUUUGUCAGCUAUUCAACAGUAGAAAUAGAUAUACUAGAUGCUAAUGACAAUACACCUGUAUGUACAAAGUUGAUGUAUGUAAUAUUUGAACAAGAAGAUGUACCUGUUGGUUAUAAAAUUAAAUCUGAACAAAUACAAGCUACUGAUGCUGAUGAUCCUGAAACACGCAACUCACAUAUAGAAUACUUUCUAUUAGGUGAUGGUGCAGAUUCUUUUGAUCUGGAUAAAACUACAGGAACUUUAACAACAGCUAAAGAACUAGAUCGUGAAACACAAGAUAAAUAUUAUCUAUUAGCUAAAGCUGUAGAUGGUGGUGGUCUAUCCUGCACAUCUGAAGUUAACAUCUAUAUUAAUGAUGUCAAUGAUAAUGCACCUGAGUUUACAUUAACCGAGAAUAUAUUUAGUAUACACGAAGAUGCUAGAAUUAAUACAUUAGUUACAAGAGUUACAGCUACUGAUAAAGAUAUAGGUGUCAAUAGAAAGAUUAUCUAUGGUAUUGUUGGUGAAGCUAAAACAAUAUUUAAUAUAGAUUCUAACAGUGGUGUUAUUAGUCUUAUUAGACCAUUAGAUAGAGAAGUCAAUGCUGAACAUAAUAUUACAGUUACAGCCAAAAAUCUGGGUCCACAACCUCUGUUUACAUCAACUGUAUUACGAGUGUUAGUACUAGAUGUUAAUGAUAAUGAACCUGAGUUUGAGAGAACAAGUUAUUAUGUAAUGGUAGAAGAGAAUUCAUCAUUAUCAACUAGUAUUAUACAAGUAACAGCAUCUAGUUUAGAUAUAGGACAGAAUGCUAAUAUAACAUAUUCUAUAGUUGCUGGUAAUGAACAGAAUAAAUUCUCUAUACAUAGUGCAACAGGUGUGGUGAAUGUUAAUGAACCGUUAGAUUAUGAGUUGUCAAGAGAAUAUUUUAUCACAAUAUUAGCUAGAGAUCAUGGUACACCUCCAUUGAGUAACACAGCUAUUAUUAAUAUCAAUAUUACUGAUAUCAAUGAUAACAAACCAAGAUUUUCACAGACAUCAUAUAGUAUUUCUAUUAGAGAAGAUAUGCCUGCUGGUGUUGAAGUCAUGAAAAUUAUAGCUACAGAUGAUGAUGGUGAAUUAAAUAAUAAAUUAACAUAUAGAAUAGCUACUGGUGAUCCAUAUGAUCAGUUCUCUAUAAACCAUCAAAAUGGUUCUCUACUUAUACAGAAGGAACUAGACAGAGAAAUGAUUCAGACUUAUAUACUAGAAAUAGAAGUAAGAGAUUCUGGUAUGCCGGUAUUAUCAAGUUCUACAUUAGUAAAUAUUAUAGUACUUGAUGCUAAUGAUAAUGCUCCAUUAUUUGCACAACCAAAUUAUACAGCUUAUAUACAGGAGGGUAGUAAAGCUGGAAUACAAAUCCUCAAACUGACUGUUACUGAUGAUGAUGAGAGUGAAAAUGGUGGCCCAUUCUCUUUUGAUAUUAUCAAUGGUAAUGAUGGGAAAGAAUUUCAUAUUAAUGCUGAUGGUGUGUUGUUAACGUCUGGUAAUGAACUGAAGAAGAAGGUGAAGGAAAUGUAUACACUGACAGUUCGUGCCUUUGAUAAAGGAUCCCCAGUUUUAUUUUCUGAUGCACAUAUAGAAAUUCAUGUAGUAGAUGAAAGCAUGUAUCCACCACAGGUUCGAAAUCUUUCCAUUUCUAUUGGUUCGUACCUUGAUAAAUUUUUAGGAGGAGAAAUUGGAAAAGUCGAAGCAUUUGAUUCUGAUCCUUAUGAUGUACUCAUUUACAACAUUGUUUCUCCUAAUCGUCAUCUUUUUGAGAUACACGAAGCUGAUGGAAGGCUUUUAGCAAAACCAGGAUUAGAUGCAGGAACAUAUCAAGUUAAUGUUAGUAUUUCAGACGGCAAGUUUUUCUCCCACAGCCUUGUUAAAGUUGAUGUAAUGGCCAUAUCAGUAGAAAUGAUGGACAGCUCUGUUACCAUUCAAUUUGAUAACAUGUUUCCAGAACAGUUUUAUGCCAGUUACAUGAAAGACUUUAAAAGGGUCUUGAAGAAAGAGUUAAAUGUCCGAGGCAAGGAUAUAGAAAUCAUCAAUGUCCAGCCAUCAAACAAAAGUAUCUUAAAACGCACUCAUAAAAGAUCACUGAGUAACAACCUAGAUGUUCUAUUUUCUGUUAAAAAAUCUACGGGUAAAUACUUCAACAAAAACUCUUUAAGAAGGAAGGUAGAAAGAGCUAGGGAUGCCAUAGAAACUGGAAUGAAUGUUCGUGUAGAGAAAGUAUUUAAUGAUAUCUGUGUACGAUCUAUGUGUGAGACUGGUACCUGUGUCAGCCAUCUUGUUUUUAAUGAUGAUAAUCUGAUUCCUGUAACUGUUGGAGAUGAAAGUUUUGUUUCUGCUACACAUCGAUAUGUUUAUUACUGUAAUUGUACAGACGGAACAUGUCUGGGUGUAGUUUGUGGUGAUAAGAAAUGUCCAGCUCAUCAAGUUUGUCAUAAAACCAACAAUAAUCGGUUUUCUUGUCGUUGUCCGGAGGGUAAAACUGGAGUAACAUGUGCUGAUAAUCUACAUCCUCUAUCCGUCUGCUCAGAUGCUAGUUGUAGUAAAGGCAAUCGACCAAUGACAUUUAAUGGUAGAAGUUAUGCCAGAUGGACAUUAACAGAGACAACAGCCGAGAGAUUAACCAUGUCUAUGAGAUUCCGUACAAGAAAAUCUGACUGUAAUCUGAUGUACACUAAAGGUCGUGUUGAUUACAGUAUAUUGGAGAUUAAAGAUAAUAAUUUACAAUAUCGUUUUAACUGUGGAUCUGGUGAGGGGUAUGUUACUGUACCUGUCGAUGUUAGUGAUGGACAAUGGCAUAUAAUAAUGGUGGAAAGAAAUGGUCGCAUUGCGGAACUAUUCUUAGAUCAUGGAUAUAAAGCCAUUUCAUCGGCACCAGGAAUUAAUGAUAAGCUCAACCUAGAUUCUAUGGAUGUGUAUUUUGGAGCAGAAGUGUCUAUUUUCCCUGAAGGCUAUCAUGAUAUUAGGAAAGGUUUUGAAGGUUGUAUAGAAGGGAUAAGAAUGUUUAAUAUACUUCUGCCAUUUACUGGUACCAAUAGAGUUGCAGUUACCCAGAAGUUUCAAGAUGUUGAAUUUAAAUGUAAAGAUUAUAAACCUGCACCUAUAGGAAAUAUAUGUAGUAGUCAUCCUUGUAUGAAUGGAGGUACAUGUCAUUAUAGACAGUAUAAUUCUUACAUCUGUAACUGUAAACCAAGAUUUCAGGGUCGUAAAUGUGAAAUAGAUUCAAAUUCAUGUCAAGAUAAUCCUUGCUUUAAUAAAGGAAUUUGCUUACUUGAUAGAAAAGUUAUAAAUGGCUUUACAUGUACAUGUCCCGAUGAUCUGAAAGGAAAACAGUGUGAAUAUGGUAUUUAUUGUAAACCAGAUACAUGUAAAAAUGGUGGCAAGUGCAUUGAAGGAAGAAAUGCACCUCUUUGUCACUGUACAUCCAGAUAUGAAGGUUUAUAUUGUGAUAAGAUGGUGGAUCAGUGUAUUGUUAAUCCAUGUGAGAAUGGUGGUACAUGUAUCAACCGAGGUGAAGAUUAUGAAUGUAGCUGCAUCAGAGAUAGAGCCGGUCGUCAUUGUGAAGAAAUCAUUACCGUUAAUUCCUCCAUUAAGAUAUCACUACACCUUAUCUACAUUUUUAUUGCUAUUGCAGUGGCUGUUAUCCUGUUUUUUGCUAUCGUUGUCAUUAUUUGUUGUAUCUGCAAAAGACGAAGACGUAAGAAUCGUAGACGCUCUGGCAGAAGUUCUGAAGGAGAAACAGUUCGAAUGCUGGAUGAUAAGAGAUCAAACAAAAAAUUAAGUGGAGAGGACAUCCAUAUGGAUCGUUACCCUAGCAGUCCACCGCCCGUUCCAGAUCGACCAGUUUCUUACACUCCUAGCAACCAUGAUUCUAUGAAUACAUUGAAUAAUUUUGAUACUGUUGGAAAUUAUGGUAGUGCCGCAGAUGGAUUGCAAAGGAUGGGCCUCCACAACAUUCACAGUUUUACCCCAGCAGAUGUAUAUACUCAUAAGUUUGGUACACCUCCUGUUGUUCAAAAACAAUAUUACUCCACCUUCCAAUCUCCACCAUCAAAUCCUGCUUCUGAUACAGAUUCUAUACAAAAAGAUCCACAAGAAUAUGAAUAUCCUAACUUUAUGGAAAAUUAUCCAGUUGAAAAGAAACAUCAAGAUAAGAUGACUAUGAAAUUGCUACCUGGUAUGAGCCCUAAAGUUAUACGUAAUGCUCUAGCUCGACAAGAUGCUAGCUCUGUUAGUAGUUUACCUGUAUCAGAGUCUGAGGAUGAUUUAAAUGCUAAAAGAUGGCGGCGAAAAGGCUAUCAUUGGGAUACAUCUGAUUGGGCACCAAAACCAAAUUUACCAAAUAUCAGUGAACUACCGUCAGCUGAAGUACCAGAUUCCCCUUGUUCUAGUGCCCAUAGUAAUGACUCUAAUACACAUGUAGAUUUAGGUGUGGAAUCAGAUUAUAAUGGUAACGAAUCAGAAUAUGUUGGAGAUUCAGAAUUUGCAGAAGAAGGUGAAGAUAACGAACAUCCUCCUCCUGAAUAUGACGAAUAUCCAAAUUAUCAACGUAUACUGAAUAUACCUGAUGUGGAAGUAGAAGAAUAUCAACUACCCACCAAUCUUCAACAUAUGACACCAGAUCUAUAUCUACCAGGGUUUGAUAUUAACGGCAGCAAUGAUCAGGAAGCCUUUCUUGACCACUUUACAGACGUUGAUAGUCAUCCUUUCAGUAAUGAUGGAGACAAUAAUAGUGUUAUUAAGGUACAAUUAACUCAACCAUGGCAACAACAUUAUUUGAGCCAACUGAGUGAUUAUAAUACAGACAAUGAACGCUCGUCGCUAUCUUUGAUGGACGACAAUAGUGUUUCCAUGGGAGGUAAUCUAUCUCGUAAUAAUUCCUGUUCCGAUAUUUCGGGAUUAUGUGAUUUUGAGGACAGUGAAAUCAAUGCAUCAGAAAGUGAGGACGAUGGGGCUACAUCCAGGUUAUUACAGCCUAGCUUACAUUCGCGAGUUUAACCUUCUCUUGAGGAUGGAAAAUACCCCAUGUUUCAAAAACUCCUCAAUGACAUUACCUAUUGACUGAGGAAUUGAAUGUUUGCACAAAGGUGUUGUGAUUUAAUGGAUUUAUGGUGCAAUGUAUUUUAAAAAGUCUUGACGAUAAAUGGCUUUUAAAUAUUGGGGGGUGGGUGGAUUGCCCUGUCAAAACCCAGGAACAGACAAACUAUAAAAAAUCUGGUGGGUUUUUUUUAUUAAGCAAAGAAAUAUCCUUUUUAUAGAUCUGAUUAUCUAUGUGGAUGAGAGAAUUUUAUAACAACAUGAAAUAACCGAUUUCAUUAAAAUUUUAAUCAUACAUGUCUAUUUAUAGUAUCCAUUAUUUAUAUGUUUUUAUAUCAAUGCAAUUGCAUACUAAUUGCAUAUUAUGCAUUUUCAUGGUUGUGAUGUGUACUUUUUUAAAUGACAUUAUAUUCAUGUAAAGUGAGAAGGGCGUGCCUUGGAUGGCAUGUAACAAUCUUCAACAUUAACAUGUACAUUUUUUAUGUCUAAAAUCAGCAGAAUUGUUAUCACAGUCAGUAAACUGACACAAUAUGUGUAUUAAAUUACAUUAUAUUAUAAGUACUUAAUUACCUAGAUACAAUAAGCUUAUCAGCUUUAAAAGAAUCUUCAGAUAUUGAUAUUAAGAUACAAUGCCAGUAAUUAAUAUAUUUUUGAGACAGUUUUAAAUUAUGAUAUAUAUAUAGAUUUAAUAUAUGUUCUCCUUAAAGACACAGUUUGCUGGAGGUACCUAUUUAUAAUGAACUAAAACUAAAUAUGGUUAAUUUUUUGAUUAGACCUUUAACACUAUGAACUAAUUCUACAAUACACCUUUAAACAUCUUUCUGCGGAGAAAUUCAUUCCCUGACGUUUCCACUGAUAUUCAACAUAAGCUUACGUCUAAUGCUGAAACUUCCAAUCAACUUUAUAUAACUGGCAAAAGAAUCUCAAGAAAGGGUACAGCGUAUAAACAACAUAUUAUUUUAGCAGGCCACAUGUAAUCUAUAGCUUAUAUCAUAGUAGAUUAUAUAUAUCUCAUACAUGUUACAUAGUAGCUAUCGGGGAGCGAUAAUGUAUAUUCUUAUAUAUUAAAACAUGGUUGUAAUUAAUAUUUUUUGUAAGUAAAGAAAACCUUGUUUCAUGAUUGAAAUUAAUUCCAUGCAUGUCUAUUAGACUAAUCUAUUUAACUUUCAUCUAGAAAGCUAUUUAAAUGUUAAAAUUAGGUCACUGAAUAAUUUGUUUUCAAAUAUGGCUCAAAUUUUAAUUUAAUAGAAAUGGUUAGUCAGUGCUCAGAAUUUAAGAUUGAUUGGAAACUGUUGUGACAAGAUUAAACAUUAUGUUUUUUAUAUUAUCAUACAUGUACUGUCCUUGAAAUGAUCUCAUUCAGAUUGUCAACAUGAAUCAAAAUCAUGAAAAGAAUUUGACAUAAAUCAAAUUUACGUCUCAGUUGUCUUGGAAAACAUUUUGCAUUUUCUUCAUCACAAAGCUUACUGAGUUAACGCAAAAAUAAUUUGUUAAAAAAUAUAUAUUUGAUUUUAAAUUAUUCAAAUACAUUUAACACUGACUAUCUCUUUUGAAGAUUGGAUGACAAGGUAGCCUAACAUGAUUUUCUGAAUAAUUUUAAUUUUAAUAUAGGUUUUCUUCUCCAUUAUAAACCAAGAUAAUAAUUUCUAAUUUUUGCAUUUUAUGUAAGAAUGAUGGGAGUAAAAAAGAUAUACAUGGUAUAUGUGUUUUAUUAAGAGCAUGUUAUUAUUGUUGUGAUUUUUAAAUAAAAGAACUGUGAAAAGUGUUUAAUUUUAAUAACAUGUUAGGUGUUUAUUACUGUUAUAGUCUUUGAUUUCUUCUGACAUGUCAUUGUGUUUCCUGCACUCUUUAUACAUAUUCAAUCUUUUAUCUAGGUACAAAAAAUGAAACUAGUGAUUUCAUUAUUAUAACUUUCUUGGGCUUCAGCAUACUCUCUGCACAUACCUAAAAGACAAUUUAAUGAGAAUAUUUGUCUUGUGUUUAAAUUGUAAAAUGUAUCUUCUUCAAGAUCUUAAGCUUAAUAUAUAUAUAUAACCGAUUUAAAUCUUAUUUCAUUUAAAGAGUGCUGAUUUUCUGGCCAAAACCAUUUUCAUUAUUUCAUUUAUUAUCCUAUUGUCUUCCUGUCUUUAAUUGUGACAUCUGUGCCAAAGAUUGAACCCCUUAAGAAAUCAAAAUCUGAACCUUUUUUUGUAUUUUAUGUUGUAAAACAGUCACCUAAACUAUGUUUUAGUAUAAAAUAAUUAUUAUAAAUAUAAGUCAGCUUUAAUGGGUUAGGUUAUUAAUAGUACCAUAGUUUCAAAAUAGAGACUAGCCUAGAUUAUUUUUGUUUGUUCUAUGCAGGGUCAGUGACCACCAACCAACAUUUGGAUUUGUCUAAAAAAAAAAUUUAUAUGUUAAGGUGACAAACAUAAAUUGUUUUCUUGGAAGCCCUAAAAAAUUAUUGUUCAGAUCUAUCUAAAAAUGAACCAUGUACUUAAAUUUGGCACUAACUAGAAUACAGAAUAUCGUUUGGGGUAUGCAUAGAAAUACAUUUAUUCUUUGCCCAUUUAUUUGGUUUGUAGCAUUAAUUUAAUUGUCUUCUUAUUGGUGUAGAAGCCUCUUUUUUUUAGCUUGAGGUUCAUUUUGAAUAUUUCUACAUGGACAUAUGACAUUUUAUUUUGAAAGAAUCAUCAUCAAGUCCUGUCAAUAGAUUUCACUCUGGGUGGAUGCAUUUAGCUCAAUUAAUUUUAACAAUUUUUGCUGGUUUUUCACAGAAAUAAGUGCCACAAGUCACAAGUGUGCAAUUCGAGCAAGUAGGAUUUCUCUUCAUACUUUCAAUUUACAUUAUGUUGUUUGGCCUAUUAUGUAGCUUGUCACCCCACCUAUGAAUAAUGCUACACAUUACAUGCUAUAUUAUAAUUAUUUUUUAGAUAAUUGUUUUUGGUGAAGAUUUUAUACUUAGAUUGAAGUUUGUAUACAUAUUUUAAAUGUAUAUUCUGUAAGAAAUAUUACUACUUAUAUGAUUAUUGUUAUAUUUUUGUGAUGAUUUAGAUUAUAAUAUUUAUGAUGCAUAUGCAAAAGAUUUUGCAUUGUUAUGCAAGGAGAGGAUAUGAGAAAAUAUUGAUUAUGAAUUUGAUUAUUAUUAUUAAUAUUUCAAUUAUUUGGUUGUUGUACAAAAGGUACUAUUGUGAGUUUUGUUAAAUGUUUCUUUGUUACUUAAUGUUUUGUAUGUCUGUGAUUUGACGUGAUGAAUAAACAAACAAAACAAAAUCCAUCAUUUAAUUUUGUACUUUAUGUAAAAAGAAUAAAUAUAUUUCAUGAUA
Messenger RNA from Patella vulgata (common limpet), 17528 nucleotides. Its product is annotated as protocadherin Fat 1. The record is from RefSeq and is a predicted model, not a curated record. The coding region runs from base 121 to 14187 and encodes 4688 amino acids. Gene Ontology annotation, molecular function: calcium ion binding. Lineage: Eukaryota; Metazoa; Mollusca; Gastropoda; Patellidae. Gene Ontology annotation, biological process: homophilic cell-cell adhesion. The transcript has 35 exons. Gene Ontology annotation, cellular component: plasma membrane.